GGCUUAAUGGCACAGCUUGGGUACAACGCAGGCCCUCGCCACGCACGAGUCUGGGGGUUGGCCAAAAGUUUCAGUAAGAAGCUUCCCGAAGAUCUCAUGCAGCAGCGCGAUCGUGAUGCAGUUGCUAUGCUGUCGAUGGUUUGGGGGAUACUUCGCACACAUAUGCCCAGCGAGGGUGUCGAUGCGAUGGAGGAUUUAUUGGAGGCGACAGGUAUGCCCCGCAUGGCUACCCGAAAUUUGGAAGAAGCAGGGGAUGGAUAUGAGUUCAUGAUCGAUGGACAGAGGUUCUCCUUUCCUCUCGCUCCGCGUGCCCCUCCUGAGGGUUAUCUUAUACAGGCAUACUCGGCGUAA
Molecule: messenger RNA, 351 nt
Organism: Stereum hirsutum FP-91666 SS1
Lineage: Eukaryota; Fungi; Basidiomycota; Agaricomycetes; Russulales; Stereaceae
Exons: 2
Source: RefSeq, a predicted model, not a curated record